AUGUUUUUAAGAGAAAGAAUGAAAUCUGAAGUUUAUGAAGGUGAAGACAUAGAAUUUCGCCUCCUCCACAUUAAAGAAGAAAAGGAGGAGGAAAACAUGAUUGCUGGUAAUGCUUAUGAAACAACUGAAGCCGGUUCGAUUAAAGAAGAACCAGAUGCAGAAAGAGAUAAUCCUUCAACUUCAGGUCAGCAAAUGAAAGGUACUUUCAUGACAAAAGACCCUGAAAAAACUUCAAAAGAGCACAGUCCAGAUCAACAAAAUAAUACCAGGAUAAAAUCAAAGAAAAAAAAUAUUGUGAAGAAUAACAAGAAGUCAAGUGGUGUGGACCUUGCAGUUCUAAGUAAACAUAUUCACAUCAGAAAACUCGACUUCAAUUUAGAUUGUGUGACAUGUAAAAAAUAUCUUUUUGAAUAUGUGGAGGAUUGCUGUUCCAAAGAAUCAGAUGGAGAUAAAACGAAAGACAAAUUCACCUGUAAAAAUUGCAAUAAAAUUUAUGCUAAAAAGGUUCCAUUUAGGAACCAUGUACUAAAGCAUUUUCGAAAGGCACCUAAAUUACAGUUUUUUUGCCCUUUUUGUGAGGCUCUAUAUACAAGAAAAGGUCCAUUAAAUAAACAUGUGAAGAAAUGGCAUAGUAGGGACAUUCUGUUACGUGAAUUGGAAAAUGAAAAAAAAGCAUAUUAUGCUACUUAUAAAGUUCAAAACAAAAUUGAAUAAUAUUUUGUUCAAGAUAUUUUGAUUGCCUAACAUGUUUCAAUUGAAAAUAAUUUUCUAUGUAUCCAUUGUAAUGAAAUGUAUUUCAUACACUGUAUUUUUAUGAAUUAGUGUUGUGUAGCUCAAUGAAUUUUUAUAGGCUUUAUUCAUCAGCUUAGAAUGUUACAAAUCAUUCCUAUUCAUCAAACCAAUUUUUCUUUUUAUAUUUAUAUAGUCGGAAUAUAUUUGUUGUUAUGACGCCAAAAAUGUUUAUUCUUUUAUCUGGAAUUUUUGGAUUAAUCAGGAGGUCUGAUUCCUAUCUAUCAUUUGAAAGUAAAAAAUGAAAUCGAGUAAUAGAAAAGAAAAUAAUUCUCUGUGUACCCUAUGUAAUGAAAUGUAUUUUAUAAGCUGUAUUUUUAUGAAUUAGUAAGUUAUGUUAUACUGCUCGAUGAAUUUCUUUGGGCUUUAUUCAUCAGCUUAGAAUGUUUCAAAUCAUUCCUACUCAUCAAACCAAUUUUACUUCUCUAUAUUUUUAUAUGUGUCCUUAUAUACUCAGAAUAUAUAUGUCAUGACAACACCAAAAUUAAGAUGUUUUCUUUUAUCUAGAAUUUUUGGAUUAAUCAGAGGUUCGGUUCCUAUCACUUGUGAAUAGUGGUGGGCUCCAGGCUCAUUUUAUUUCGAGAUUAUGGAAUAAAAAAUUGAAUGUUUUUGGGGUUUUAACUACAUCUCUUUUUACUCAUAAUAGCACCGUUUGUAUUCAAAACUUCCUAAAGUUCAAUGUAACAAAUAUCUAUAAAAGUAAUUUAUGUGUGAAAUUUGUUUUCUGAUGGCAGGGCUGCCAGAACUUGGGAAUUUGUAAAAUUCUUGGGCUAUAGUGCUUUAUUGAUGAAUAGAUACAUUUAUUAAAAUUUUUAAUGAUAGAACAUACUAAAAUCGCUAGGCAUUUAAGAAUGGAGACUUUUCUUUCAUGCACGUGCAGUAAUUAUUUUAAAAGGUUGGGCUGGGAAAAAACCAAAGAAGAAAAAAAUAUAAUUGUAUCAACUUUUUUUUUUUUUUUUUGGUAGCUGCAAGCAGAUGAUUUUUUUACAUUUUUAAAGGAAAUUGUUCCAAGAUAUAAUUAAUCAUAAUUUUUAUUUUAUCCAUUUUAAGAUUAAAAACUGAGCAGCUACAGUGGUGGCAAUUGCAAGAAAAUGAAUUAGUUUUAAAAAUUUUUUCUUUUAUAUUUUGCUUUUAUCUUGGGGAAUUUUAUAUGUGUUUUUUUGGGUUUCGUGAAAAUUCCCAGUGGCGGCCUUGCUGUAUUACACAUUGUUCACUCUAAGUGCAAGUAUAAAGCUUUGUAUACCUAGCUUUUGUUUUUUCUUAAACUGUGACUCUUAUUUAUAUCUUUAGUAUUUAGAUAAAUGAUUUUGAAAAUAAUAAUCAAAAUUUGACCAUGAUUCAAAAGCUACUGCACAGAGUCCAACAUCACAAUCUGGACAGUUGAAUCUUGUUUCACUGAAAACUUAAUAAUAUGAUUUAGCAACUGAAAAAGUAAAGUAAAAGCAUUCAACCCUAUAAAAAGCACAUAUGAAAUAAUUUUUAAAAGAUGGAUUGUGCAGCCUACCCUAGUUGAAUUUGGGAAAAGCUGGGAAGUGGUUAACAACUAGUGUGGUGUAGUGAAGUGAUAUAUUUGGUUAUUUCUUUCAAAGUUUUAAUGGAAAUAUUUUGAAGAUUUUAUUUUGAUCGCAUUUUAAAUAUGUUACACUACCUAUUGCUAUAUUCUAAAUAAUGUCCACAUAAUAGACAUGCAAUGUACCAUUAGGGCAAGAGCAAUUAAUGCAGUGUUUUUUAUGUUAAUGGGAGUCUUGUUGUUCUGGUCACAUUGUUAACGAAAACAAGAAAUAGCCAAUUUAAAGAUUUUUUGAUUGCAGAGUAAGCAGUUUUGUAAAUUUUCCCACACUCAUGUAGUUGAAAAGCUUCCUUUUACUGUAUUAACUAAAUUUUAUGGCAUUGUUUGUAUUUGUUUAUGAUCUAUGUUCUUCUCUAUGAGUUAUUGUUUUAACUAAAUCUUAUGCAGUUUUAAUUGUAAUUCAUCUUUCAUUUGUAUUUUAUAAUGGAGCAUUUUGCUUUUCUUAAUAAACAUGCAUUUAUUAUUCUA
Uloborus diversus is the source of this 2827-nucleotide messenger RNA. RefSeq lists its product as uncharacterized. The transcript is spliced from 4 exons. Lineage: Eukaryota; Metazoa; Arthropoda; Arachnida; Araneae; Uloboridae. The record is from RefSeq and is a predicted model, not a curated record. Bases 1 to 714 code for a protein of 237 amino acids.